Messenger RNA from Schistocerca nitens (vagrant locust), 932 nucleotides. Its product is annotated as translation initiation factor IF-2-like. The transcript is spliced from 3 exons. The record is from RefSeq and is a predicted model, not a curated record. Bases 127 to 783 code for a protein of 218 amino acids. Lineage: Eukaryota; Metazoa; Arthropoda; Insecta; Orthoptera; Acrididae.
CGUGCGGGCGCGUGCGCCACCGCGGGGUACGACGAUGUGUGUAUAUAAAGGGUCGCAGCAGCCGUGGAGGGCGUCAGACGACGAUACGACAGCACACCUGCCGUUGGAGACCGCUGCAGCGACGCCAUGAAGUUCCUCGUGCUGGUACUGUUCGCUCUGGCCGCCGCCGCCUCUGCGGCGUACCUGCCGGCGGGCGUGUCGCCGCUGAACCUGGCCUACAGCGCGGCCCCCGUGCAGGCGCCAGGGCUGCCCUUGUACCCGUAUGGCGCUCUGGGGCUGGGCCAGCUGCUGCCCUACGGCGGCCUGCAGUCCUACCCCUACCCCUACGUGCCCGCUGUCUCCCACGCCCCCGCAGCCGUCGCGGUGAGCGCCGCCCCCGCCGCCUCUGCCUCCGCCGCCCCCACCCCCGUCGCAGAGCAGAAGUCGCUGGCUCCAGUAGCCCCCGCAGCUCCCGCCGUCCCUGAGGUGCAGCCUGUGGACGCGCCCAAGCCGGUCGAGGAGACUCCUGAGGUGAAGCAGGCCCGCGAGAGCUUCAUGGCGCUGUGGCUGGCCGCCGCCAAGGCCGCCGCCGACAGCCCCGACGCCGGCGACGCCCCCGCCGCCGCCCCCGCCGGCGAGCCGGCGCCCUCCAGGCGGCGCCGUGACGUCACGGGCGUGCUGCGGCCGGCCGUGCGCUCCUGGGGCUCCGGCGCGCCGUGGCCCUCCUACUCCUACUCCUACUCGGCGCCGCUCAGCGCCGCCCCGCCCCACGUGCAGCCGGCAGCCUACCCCUACUACUACUGACCGCCGCGUCGCUGACCGGCGCGGUCGCCCCCACCUAUGACGAAAUGGCCACCGUUCUCGACUUUUUUUGUGCUCUUCUGUUACUUUAUCCUUCUCCAACGUUCUCUCAAGCAAGCUCAAUAAAGACGCUGCUGUGACACAGCACAUAA